Toxorhynchites rutilus septentrionalis is the source of this 1382-nucleotide messenger RNA. Its product is annotated as involucrin-like. The record is from RefSeq and is a predicted model, not a curated record. Bases 69 to 1352 code for a protein of 427 amino acids. NCBI's taxonomy places the organism in Eukaryota, Metazoa, Arthropoda, Insecta, Diptera, Culicidae. The transcript has 2 exons.
AUCAUUCACUAGUGAUUGUUCACCAGCUUUGGUAGCCAGCAGACGGAAUAAGUGCGCUCGGGACCAGCAUGAAGGGAUUUGUGGUGAUUUCAAUGGCAUUGGCCAUUGCAUUCGGAGCAGCCAUACCGAAGCCAGUAAAGGAACUAAAUGGGGAAUUGGAUUCUGUACUGGUGCAAAAAUAUCGACUGGGUCAUUAUGCACAUCGAUUUAGUCAACCAGAACUUUUGGGAGGAUUUAAGCCUUCGUUUGGUGUGAGUGAUUUUAAAGUUUCGGACAAUGCAGAACAUCUCCAGCAUCUCAUCUUUCAGCAUAAGCUGCAAGAUUGGGAUGAUGAAAAGUUUACUAGUUCACUUCAAGAUUGGAAAAUUGAAAAGCCACAUCAAGUUGAUAUAGAAAAGCAUACUAUCAUUGAAAAGAAGGUUCCAGUCCAUGUAGAUCGCUUGGUUCCUUAUCCAGUCAAAGUUCCAUAUCCAGUGGAGAUCGAAAAGAAGGUUCCUGUGUUCUAUGAGAAGAAAGUUCACGUCGAUCGUCCAGUUCCAUAUGCAGUUGAAGUAGAAAAGAAAGUACCAGUAUACGUUGAGAAGAAAGUUCAUGUAGAUCGCCCGGUACCAUACCCAGUGAAGGUCCCUUACCCGGUUGAGGUUGAAAAGAAGGUUCCCGUGUACAUCGAAAAAGAAGUUCACGUUGAUCGACCCGUCCCAUACCCAGUCGAAGUGGAGAAGAAAGUUCCAGUCGUCGUCGAGAAGAAAGUCCACGUGCACGUCGAUCGAUUUGUUCCAGUGGAAGUCAAGGUUCCAGUAGUCCACAAGGUGGAAGUUGAAGUUCCAAAGCCAUACACCGUUAAGAUCCCCAAACCUUAUCCAGUGUACAUUGAGAAGGAAGUCAUCAAACAAGUCGACCGUCCAGUGCCUGUUGAAGUUGAGAAGGAGGUUCCCGUUCCAGUGGUACACAAGGUUGAGGUUCCAAAACCUUAUGUCGUUUAUGUCGAAAAACAACAACAUCAAGAGCAUGAAGAUGAGCAACAGUUGAUUACGCUAAAGCACAAGCAGAACGUUUACCAAAGUGAAAAUGAUCAUCAUCAGCAUCAACAGCAGGAGGAAAAUAAUGCCCAUGCUGUUGCAGAGCAGCUUGUUCAGAGCAAAGAUGAACAUGAUACCGCAGCUGAGCACUACUACCAGCAGCUUCAUCACGAGCAUCACGAACAGGAGCAUAAGGAGCAAGAACAUCGUGAACAUGAGGAGCACCAGCAAGAAGUGAACCACCAUGAUCACGAUGGUCAACAGUUGCAGCACCAAUAUGAGCAACACGAUUACAGUUCGUCUCACCAGAAACGUGAAUCGAAGCCAGAAUGAUAGUUUGGAAGACUGUUGAUUGUAGAAAUA